Molecule: messenger RNA, 5026 nt
Organism: Octodon degus (degu)
Lineage: Eukaryota; Metazoa; Chordata; Mammalia; Rodentia; Octodontidae
Gene: Pdzrn4
Product: PDZ domain containing ring finger 4
Exons: 11
Coding region: 1-2607 (868 amino acids)
Molecular function (GO): protein binding
Source: RefSeq, a predicted model, not a curated record
AUGAGAAAUCAGUCAUGGUUAAUUUAUAAAACCUGCUGUGAACGUGGCAGCAGCCACGUUGUGUUUAACAAGGGCACUCGGCACGAGAAACAUCCAGGUGUAAGGUGCCCACAGCUUGUGGAAGAGCUGAGUGGGGAAGAUGGAGGACAGAAGCUAUUCACUGUUAUGUUAGAAAGAAAAAAUGACACCUUGGGAUUCAAUAUUAUAGGAGGAAGACCAAAUCAGAAAAUUCCAGAAGAAUCAUCAACGGAAGGGAUUUAUGUUUCAAAAAUUUUAGAAAAUGGACCGGCUGACAAGGUUGAUGGACUGGAGAUUCAUGAUAAAAUCAUUGUGGUGAACGGGAAGGAUCUCUCCAAGGCCACCCAUGAGGAGGCAGUGGAGGCUUUUCGGAACGCCAAGGAGCCCAUCGUGGUGCAGGUGUUGAGGCGGACGCCGCUCCGCAGGGCCUCCUAUGGGACGGUACCGGACGUGCAGCUCAGGAACGCCAGCACGCAGACGGACAUCACCUUCGAGCACAUCAUGGCCCUGGCCAAGCUCCGGCCGCCCACGCCGCCCGUGCCGGACAUCUGUCCACUUCUGCUCUCAGACAGUUGCCAUUCUCUUCAUCCGGGGGAGCACGAACUUUAUGAAGACAAUGAGUACCUUUCCAGCCUGCCUGCAGAUGCAGACAGAACAGAGGACUUCGAAUAUGAGGAGGUCGAGCUGUGUCGCGUCAGCAGUCAAGAGAAGCUGGGCCUCACCGUCUGCUACCGGACGGAUGACGAGGAUGACACGAGCAUUUAUGUCAGCCAGGUGGAUCCAAAUAGCAUUGCUGCCAAAGACGGCCGAAUCCGAGAAGGGGAUCGGAUUCUGCAAAUAAAUGGGGAAGACGUCCAGAACCGAGAAGAGGCCGUGGCGUUGCUGGCGAGCGAUGAGUGUAAGAGAAUCGUGCUGCUUGUUGCAAGGCCAGAGAUUCAGCUGGAUGAAGGCUGGCUGGAAGAUGAAAGGAAUGAAUUCUUAGAGGAGUUAAACUUGGAGAUGUUGGAAGAACAGCACAAUGAAGCAAUGCGGCACACUGCCAACGAGGUGGAGCAGCCAAAAAAGCAAGAGGAGGAAGAAGGCACAACAGACACAGCGACAUCCUCCUCCAACAACCACGAGAAGGACAGCGGGGUGGGGCGCACGGACGAAAGCGUGCGCAACGAGGAGAGCUCGGAACAGGAGCAUGCGACCGAAGACCUUGGCGGCGCAUCUCUGACUAGCAGGAGAGAGCUGGGGCAGAGCCAGGGCACCCUGGGCAGCGUGGAGCUUCCAGGCAACGAGAGCUUUGUGUCUGGCGAGUAUGUGGACUCGGACUGUGUUGGCAACCACCACGAGGAGUGCAAACGCUUCCGGCAGCUCUUAGAGCUCAAAUGCAAGAUCCACAACCACAGCGGGUACGACCUGUACUACUCCAGCAGCACCGUCGAGUGCAACCAGGCAGAACAGGAAGGCGUGGAGCACGAGCUCCAGCUGCUGAAUGAGGAGCUGAGAAACAUUGAGCUGGAGUGCCAGAACAUCAUGCAGGCUCACAGGCUCCAGAGAGUGACAGACCAGUACGGGGACAUCUGGUCUCUGCACGAUGGAGGAUUCCGGAAUUAUAACACCAGCCUAGACAUGCAAAGAGGAAAACUAGAUGACAUUCUGGAGCACCCAGAAAAGUCAGACAAGGACAGCUCCAGUGCUUACAACACCGCGGAAAGCUGCCGAAGUACCCCACUCACAGUGGACCGCUCCCCUGACAGCUCUCUACCCAGAAUGAUCAAUCUAGCUAAUAAGAAAAACCUGCGCAGCACGCCGGCUGCCCACCAGUCCUCCUCAGGACAGAGCAGCAAGGGGUCGACCUCCCCCAGAGCCAAGGACACCGAGCAGGGGUGCAGCGUGGAAAGCCAGGCCAAGCUUAUGGAAAGCAGCAAGCUUCCCGAGCCUGAGAAGACAGCUUGCGAGCCCAUCCCUUAUCUCUCGCCCUACCACAGCUCCCCCUACAGGUGUGCCAACAUCCCGGCGCACGCCAGGCACUACCAGAGCUACAUGCAGCUGAUCCAGCAGAGGUCGGCCGUGGAGUACGCCCAGAGCCAGCUCAGCUUGGUGAGUAUGUGCAAGGACGCCCCGAAGGGCUCGGAGCCCAAGAUGGAGUGGAAGGUGAAGAUCAGGAGCGACGGCACCCGCUACAUCACCAAGAGACCAGUGCGGGACCGGAUUCUGAAGGAGCGCGCCCUCAAGAUCCGGGAGGAGCGCAGCGGCAUGACCACGGACGACGACACCAUGAGCGAGCUGAAGAUGGGGCGCUACUGGAGCAAGGAGGAGCGCAAGCAGCACGUGGUGCGCGCCAAGGAGCAGCGCCGCCGCCGCGAGUUCAUGCUGCGCAGCCGGCUGGAGGGCCCCCGCGAGGCGCCGCAGAGCCCGGGUGGGGGCGAGGCCCGCAGGGAGCUCAGCAUCCUCGAGCUGAGCCACAAGAAGAUGAUGAAGAGGAGAAACAAGAAGAUCCUUGACAACUGGAUGACAAUCCAAGAACUGAUGACCCACGGGGCCAAGUCUCCAGACGGCACCAGGGCGCACAGUGCCUUCCUGUCCGUCACCACGGUAUGACCCGCUGGGCCGGCGGCUGACCUGAGGAGGGUGCUCCCGCUUUGGGUAGCGUAUGCUUGCCUCGUUCAAUGUGGCGUUUUUAUACGCAUUGGGUGACUCUUUAUAGUUUCGAUUUUUUGUAAGCAAAAAUGAUAAUAAUAACCUGGUAAUUUUUAAUUUGGUUUUUCAUAUACUGGCACCUUCGUUUUGGGCUGAGGUCUUUCCUUAACUUGUGAUAUAUUCGUAUUACUCAUUUAUAAAAAAAAAAAACAAUAAAACAAAAAAGGAAGGAAACAAAGAUACUGAGGAACUAAUUAAUUUCCUAUUUUAAUGUAUCUAUUGUAAGUUAAAAUCUGGAUUUAUUUCUCUAGUUCACUUAUUUUCUACUUUAAUAACAACUCAGAGCCAAAACAUUUCUGUGUUGCCUCUUGGCAUAAUACAUAUUCAGUCAACCCUGUUAAUAAAUCACAGGACACAUCUUGUCUUAUACACACAAAAGAAGCUUUUUAACAUUCUUUUGUAUGAUUAACACAUAUAUGGCCGUUGUCUUUGUCCCUGUAAAGUGUGUAUAGGUGCACAAGCUGCCUGUGAUACGUAGUGACAUUGGUCAUGUAGCUAGACAAUUGUGGUAAUUGUGACAAGAAAAGAGAAAUAAAUUAUUGAUUAAGAAGAGUUAUGAAGGAGUGUUUUAUUUUCAUUGUCCACUGUGGUUAACAGAUAUAAAUUAGUUAUAUACGUACACUACUUAGCAGAGGCCUAAUUGUAGCUUACAGACUGCACAUUCUCUGUCACUUUUUGUAAAUGAAGGACUUCCUGUGGAUCACUGUGUCACAUAGUGCUUCCAGGGUCACAUUACAUAAUACACAUAUACUGUCACAUAGAUGCUAACAUUCAAUGUGCUGCCGGUGCCUACCACCUGUGUAAGGUAAAACUAAGAAAAAGAUGGAGAAAAUGGAUCACGAGGCAUCUGAGGUUGGUUACAAGAAUACAUUGUGUUUUUUGCUUGGUCUGUCAUAACUGAAGGCCAAGGCAUAACCAACAGAAAUUUGGUUCUCACAGUUCUAGCGUCUGGAAAACUCAAGAUCAAAUACACUAUAGGUUAGAAUUUCAACAUACAAAUUUAGAAGGGGCACAAUUCAGUCCACUGUGCUGACUACCUUUCUUAAGUUGAUAAUUCAGGAACAAAAUUUGGAGAACCAGCUUUGCAAGAAUGUGCGGCACAGUGAACUAAAAGUACCCCAUGUAUUAAACCCAGUUCUGUCGGCCAGAAUGCCUGCAGAGGGAAAGGCCGUGCAGACGUGUGUUGCAUGGAGUUUUCAUUCAGCCCCACAGGCUGUCCGGACAUAAUGGUUACCCAGCGUCUGACUGUUUCCAUACAUGCUUUCCCACAUAAAAUCCUCAGUGAUUCCCUAUAAUGCUCUUCAAUCUGACUCUGGUGCCUUGGCAUAAAGGGCAAGACCAUUGCCAAACCUUCCCGCCUUAUCUGCUGCUCCCCCUCAGAGCUUCUCGGAGCUACUCUCAGCUCUGUAACAUCUGCCCAUUUCCUUAAAGUUAUCAGAAGUUAUUCUCCUUGUGGAGUUUCUGUAGCAAGUCCUAUGCCUUGCUUAGUGUGGGACCACACAUACAUUUUCUACUGGGGCAUGUAUUGAUGACAUCAGACUUUCUCAGUUCUUUGGAACACACUACCAUUCAUAUUGUUUUGCCUACAGAAUUGUGUUCUUUUGUUACUGAAUCACAUAAAUAGAAUUUAUGGUCUCUCUGCAUAGAUUUUAAAUUUGUGGAAAGAGGCCCUUAUAUCCCUCUUUGUAACCACUAGGUAAAAUGUCAUUUGAAUAAUCAUGGAAAGAGCUGGGCUGCAUUAUAUUACUCAUAUUCUUCUUCCUCAUAGGGGUCCAUCUGUCACCGUUUUCCUUACUCUUCUACCUAGCUUCCCAAUUUUUUACUUUCUGAAGAGCAAUCACACAGAGGAAAACAAACUAAUCCUAUUUAUACAUAAUGAAAAUGGGACUCAAGUUUUAAAAUAGUGGUAGUAAAAACAAAUCCAGACCACCAAAAAUGUACUCAUUUCUAACUUUAGUCCCUGUUAGUUCAGUGAGUUGGACUACUCUGAGCACACCCAGAGUUCACUUUUAAUCCCACAGCUUUACAUAAACAUGCCUGGCUACCUUAAGGGUUUCCUUCCUUCCACACCUCACACCGGUGGUGACUGACUGAGCUUUGCACACACCUUGUACCAAUGUGUGAAUUUUCUGGGAGAAACAAGAUACAGCUUUUCCAAAGUUAUCAGUUGGAUCUUAUUUUUUACUAAGGCCAAAUAUGCUUGCCAACUUUUUUUUAAAAAAUGUGAUGUUGGUGUUUUUCAUGUCUGUUUAUAUACGUCUACGAGUUGAGCAAUGCCUCUUUUUCAAAACUCAGUAAAAAUUUGAAGUGCUACGCAUUA